UCGUCCAAUUGUCUCCGGAGGGCCCACCCCUCCGCCGCAGCGCUGCUCAGCCUCAACUCACCGACUGCUUCAUGUCAGAAACAGCAGGAACUGAGCCAGAGGUUGGUCGUUUUUAACGCCUAAAGUCGCCAACGUUAGCCUGACGCUAUGCCUCCUGUCCGGGUGGUGCUGCAGGGUCCCGGCCCGUGGGGGUUCCGGCUCGUCGGGGGUAAGGACUUCGAGCAGCCGCUGGCUAUUUCCCGGGUCAACCCUGGGAGCAAAGCGGCGCAGGCCAACUUGUGCAUCGGAGACAUAAUCCUGUCGAUCAAUGGCGAUCCGACGGAGAGCAUGACUCACCUGAAGGCGCAGAACAAGAUAAAGGGCUGCGUCGAGGAAAUGGCGCUCUCCAUCGACAGGUCAGAAACUAAGCUGUGGUCUCCGCUCUCAUCUGAGGAAGGAAAGACACACCCUUACAAGAUGAACCUUGCGUCAGAACCGCGGGAGGUGAAACACAUCGGCUCGUCCCACAACCGGAGCGCUCUGCCGUUUGCUGGUUUUGGCCCAAAGGUGGUGACUAACCAGUACAACAGUCCGUCUGGUCUCUACUCGUCUGACAACAUCAAGGACUUUAACUCCGCCGUGGACGAGGUGAAGACGGUGGCGAGCGAGCCCAACAGCAAAGCGCUGUCAGAGCCGGCGGCGCCGGGAAAGCGACCAGCAUUACCAUCGGACUCGGAGGUCUACAAGAUGCUCCAAGAAAACCAGGAAUCCGACGAGCCGCCGCGGCAGUCCGCUUCCUUCAAGGUGCUUCAGGAGAUUCUCGAGACAGGCGACUCAGACAAACCGUCAGGCUUCAGGAGCGUGAAGGCGCCAACGACAAAGAUUGGAUCAUCUGUUGGGAACACGGAGAAGUUGCCCGUCUGCGAUAAAUGUGGUUCUGGGAUUGUGGGGAUGGUGGUGAAGCUGAGGGAAAAGUUUCGCCACCCUGAGUGCUACACCUGCACAGCCUGCGACGUCAACCUGAAGCAGAAGGGACAUUUCUUCGUGGAGGAGCAGAUUUACUGCGAGCAGCACGCUCGGGAGCGCGUCACUCCGCCGGAGGGCUACGAUGUCGUAACCGUCUUCCCCAAGUAGGGCGCUCCGCCCCCCGGCCUCGGACUGCACGCCGCCUCCCGCUCUCAGACACAAAGAAAGAAAACCGACGAUUUGCACAUUAAUUUUGGCCCCAGAGCCUGAUAUUGAUCAUGAAACUGUGUUCAAGUCCUGCUUUUCUGUAUGUUUUUCUAAAUCAUGAAACAAGUGUUAGUUACCCCGAAUAAAACUUGGAUUUUUAUACAGUGAAUAGAUAUUUUUAUACAGCAGAAACAGCCCAAAGCAUGAUGGAACAUGACUGCCAAAUAAAUCUUUUAGCUUUAAA
Xiphophorus couchianus (Monterrey platyfish) is the source of this 1396-nucleotide messenger RNA. It is a transcript of the gene pdlim1, whose product is annotated as PDZ and LIM domain 1 (elfin). The record is from RefSeq and is a predicted model, not a curated record. Gene Ontology annotation, molecular function: actin binding; muscle alpha-actinin binding. NCBI's taxonomy places the organism in Eukaryota, Metazoa, Chordata, Actinopteri, Cyprinodontiformes, Poeciliidae. Gene Ontology annotation, biological process: heart development; muscle structure development; actin cytoskeleton organization. The transcript is spliced from 7 exons. The coding region runs from base 148 to 1113 and encodes 321 amino acids. Gene Ontology annotation, cellular component: filamentous actin; stress fiber; adherens junction.